GACCUGGGGCCUCUCUCCACUGGGGCCCAGAAAAGCCAUGCUUUACAUAACUCACUGACCUGCAAGGAGGACUGGCUAGUGACACCAAGGAUCCUGAAAGCCACCCUCUGAUUACUGAAUCUGGUUUUUAGUGGCUUGGAGCAUGGAUUGUGCACCAGAGUGGGAAGGCAGGGAGGAAAACACAGAAAAUGCAACUAAUCCACUGGAAUACUUCACGAGAAAGGGUUUAAAGCAGCUGUACCAGGACCAGCUGCUCUGUGAUGCCACCAUAGUGGCUGAGGGAAAGAGGUUCCCAUGUCACAGGUUGCUGAUGGCAGCUGUCAGCCCUUACUUCAAGGGCAUCUUUACCAGCUCCUUCAAGGAAUCCCAGGAUGGAGAAGUUGUGCUUCAGGACAUGGCCUCUUCCAUUGUGCAAACCAUACUGAUCUAUUUGUACAUGGGAGAGAUCUCUCUUACUAAAGAGUCUGCCCAGGGGCUGUUUGUAGCAGCCAGCAGGCUUCAGGUUCUCCCCCUGCUGGAGAUCUGCUCCAGGUUCCUUGUGAAGAAUGUUGCCAUUGAGAACUGUCUUGUGUAUUAUGCGCUGGCUUACGCACACAACGAUCAAGCUCUGCUUGGUGUCGCCAUGAACCUCGUUACCACAAACUUUGGGCACCUCUCCAAGGAGGAGGAUGACUUCUUACAUCUGGACCUCAGCACUCUGGUCAGCAUAAUCUCUUUGGAUGGCCUCGUGGUGGCUUCUGAGCUGGUUAUCUACCAGGCUGUGAAACGCUGGGUAAGGUUUCAAACAACUGAGCGUAGCCUUCUCAUUGGUGAGCUGAUGAAGCACAUCCGCUUCCCGCUCCUUAGCCAGGAUGAGGUCCGGGAGGUCCAGUCAGACUGGGAACACUGUCUGGAUGUUCAGAUAUGGCAGAAGAAGCUGGACAGUAUAGAUGGACCGUUUGAUUCUAGGGCACUCAGGCAGGGAAUGUACGACAAGUGUAUUGUGUGCGUGAGUCUGUCCAGGUGGAUAAGCAAAUGGAUGGAAAAUGAGGAAUUCCAUGUGUGCUAUUUUGACCCUCGAAAAGAGAACUGGGAAAAGCUGCCAGCUUUGAAUUGCCUCUACUCUCCAGCCUGCAUGGCAGUAGGUGACAAGCUGGGACAGUACACGUGCGGCUACUCAUCAGGUGCACAUAUAGCUGCUGUUAAUGUUUUCUAA
Mauremys mutica (yellowpond turtle) is the source of this 1195-nucleotide messenger RNA. Its product is annotated as kelch-like protein 41. Gene Ontology annotation, molecular function: protein binding. The transcript is spliced from 6 exons. The coding region runs from base 143 to 1195 and encodes 350 amino acids. NCBI's taxonomy places the organism in Eukaryota, Metazoa, Chordata, Testudines, Geoemydidae. The record is from RefSeq and is a predicted model, not a curated record.